GCCUCUAACCCGUGACGGUCAUGAGGGGUUUCUGCCCCGCUUUCCGGCACAUCGAGGCAAGAUAUUUGAGGAGGGAAAUCACACAGCGCUCCGAGGACCCAGUCUUUCUGAGAAGGCAUUCCAACCAGAGGAACUGUUCUCUGCAGUCUAAUUAUCCAAUUUGCUGGAUGCUGUGUAAUCCUACAGACGGAAUGCCUCGUGGAGACUUCAACAUUUAUUUUGCCAGCAGCAGACGAGGAUACGUCAGAGCUGAGGAGGCAGUGGGCAUAGUUCUGCUGGUGGUUAUUCUGGCAGCUCUCCUCCUCCUGGGCUGCUGGUACUUCAAGAAGAGAAGUGGCUACAAAAUAAUCAGGAACCCUAGAUCGGGGUCACCAGGUAACACACAAGGCCAGUAUUCAGAGGCAGGAUCUUCAGCAGAUAACAAGAUGGCUCUAACUGACUUCGGCAGCUUCCGACCUGUGGUUCCUAAUGCUCCUCCAGCCUAUGAAAAGGUUUCCUCAGGGCAGCUGCCUCCUCCCUAUUCCCCCUAAAGGACUUCUUUAGAAGAUGGACGGAUGUCUGAAGAAGAAAGGAAAAUACUGGAGAACAAACUCUAAACUUCAUCUUUUGUCUGAUGAUAUGUAAUCUGCUGUCACAGUCAAUAUGGUUCCUUAUGCUUCUUAACUAAAUAUACCAAAAGGUAAAACAAUUGUAUCCCUCACUUUGUAAAUUUUUUCACAUGAACAAACACAAUGUACAUACUGUAGGUUGUUUCAAUAAACACAAGAGUCUGUGUGUAAGGAAGCAGCUCAAACACA
Molecule: messenger RNA, 797 nt
Organism: Siniperca chuatsi (mandarin fish)
Lineage: Eukaryota; Metazoa; Chordata; Actinopteri; Centrarchiformes; Sinipercidae
Gene: mlana
Product: melan-A
Exons: 5
Coding region: 21-530 (169 amino acids)
Cellular component (GO): melanosome
Source: RefSeq, a predicted model, not a curated record